AUGGGUGAUCACAAUGGCCUCCACGCUCCUUACUGGAGACAAAUAAACUCCGGGCGGGUCUCGCCAUCGGAUCCUCGAGGAAGCAGAAGUUCGUCUGACUCCACACUAGUCGCAUGGUCUUGUACCUCAAACGACAGAGGUAGAAUAACGGAGUGGACGGAAAGCUACGAAUAUGGCCGACCCUCCGAAGAAGCAGCACAGAGCGACUCUAGGGAGGACAGCCCGAAGACGUCGAGCCAACGCGGACCAUUGAUAGUCAACACCUCUAAGGGCAGAUCGAGGCGCGGCUCAAGCGAAAACUACAAGUUGGGCUUCAUAUAUGGUUCACCGAGGGACCUGAACCCAGAAGCCGACGACUUCAAGAUAACGGAGGAUGAUUGGGCCCGCGAGAAGGCUCCAGACCGAAGAUUUGCUCCGGCAGCGGCCGCAUCCUCUGAGUCUCCCUUGGCGAAAGUGGAUGCCGCCAUGGAAGUUGGCCCUUCGAAGCAGCCUGCGAUUUCCGUCAAGCCCCCCAGCCAACCCAUGCUUCCGUAUCCCCCGGAAGUUGGCCCCUCGCAACAGCCUUCGAGUUCCUCCGAGGUCAACAAACCCACGCUUGCGCAUCCCAUCACAUUUGACCCUUCGACCCCGCUAGAUAAGCUCCCGUAUAUAGAUUACACCGAGACAACCACCUGCUGCGCCGCAAUCGGCCACUACCACUCGCGCCCCCAAUCCUCCAAGCCCACGCACAAGAUGAUGACCUCGCCCAACUUCACACUCGUCAUCCGCCUGCUGGGCCCUUUCGACAAGAACGGCCGCCAACCCGGCCUUAUCAUCCCGCAGACGAAACGCUUCACGAUCCGCGUCAUGGGGAAAGGGUUUAUGCCUGGUGAGCGGAAGGUGGAGAUCUGGAGGAACGGAGAGACAUAUCAACUUGCUGGUCUUAUUGCGGUGAUGGCGGAUGAGUGCGGGUGGUUUUUGGGGGAUACGAAGUUGAGGUGGAGUGGUGUUGGGUACGUGGGGAGGGAGACGAGUAGGAGUUUGGCGCUGAAGUGCGGGCUGGGAGUAGCUAGCUCUAGUGAUGGUGACGAAGCGGCGGGCGUGGUGGGCGAGCCGUAG
Molecule: messenger RNA, 1098 nt
Organism: Didymosphaeria variabile
Lineage: Eukaryota; Fungi; Ascomycota; Dothideomycetes; Pleosporales; Didymosphaeriaceae
Exons: 2
Coding region: 1-1098 (365 amino acids)
Source: RefSeq, a predicted model, not a curated record